AUGCCCACCCCCAAGAUCAUCCUCUACACAAACCGCGGCUGCCCAUGGGCCCACCGCGCCCACAUCGCCCUGAAGGAAUCAGGACUAGACUACGAGGAAGUCACCAUCGACCUGACAAAGCCCCGUGAACCAUGGUAUCUGGAUGUGAACCCUCGCGGCCUUGUCCCAAGUCUGUCCUACAACAACCAAAUCAUAACCGAAAGCGGCAUUGUAGCCCAAUUUCUCGCAGAUGCUCACCCCUCCCACCUCCUGCCACCCUCGGGACCGGCCGAGAAUUCCCUUUACCGUGCUCGCGCGGCCUUCUUCAUUGAUGCCUUCUUUAGCAAAGUCAACCCAUAUCUCUUUGCUAGUUUGAAGGCUGCCAAUGAGGACGAGAGGGAUGCGGCUGCGACAGCUUUGGCUGAGGCUGCUGUGAAGGAAAUUGAGCCUUUGCUUGAGGACGGCAAGGGACCUUUCUUUGGUGGAAGUGAGAAAUUGACUAUUGUUGAGGUUCAAUCGGGCUCUUUCCUACUUCGCAUUCUUGGCUUUGCAAAGCCUGAACAUGGUCUUGUUAGUGCCAAGUUGCCUGCUUUGUUGGAGCGCGCGCCGCGCUUUAAGCGGUGGGCUGAGGCUACUAUUGCUCAUGAGAGUGUUAACUUCAUUUGGGAUGAGAAGGCUGUUGCUGAUAAGAUGCGGGCUAAGUUUGCUCCGAAAUAA
This is a messenger RNA of Penicillium nucicola, 696 nucleotides long. RefSeq names its product glutathione S-transferase family protein. The transcript has 3 exons. Gene Ontology annotation, cellular component: cytoplasm. NCBI's taxonomy places the organism in Eukaryota, Fungi, Ascomycota, Eurotiomycetes, Eurotiales, Aspergillaceae. The coding region runs from base 1 to 696 and encodes 231 amino acids. The record is from RefSeq and is a predicted model, not a curated record.